AUGUCGGAAACCUGGGUAUAUAUCACAUCCCCACGAGAGGUAAAGUUUUUGAUUUUCAAAAUUUUGUCGAAUUUUCGUUCAGACAAAAUAUCGUUUGCUAGUGUCAGUUUUCGAAGCGGUAAUAAGACAGAUGAGUUCUCGAAAUUUUGAGGCAGAUGAGAGAAUCGAUAUUUGGGGUACACUUCGCGAUGUUGGAGGAAGAAUCAAUGCAAUGGACAAUCCUAUAAUACCUCAGGAACAAUUUGAGGUAUUUCGAAAUAUAAUGUUGAUAACAUAAGAACUUUAAAAAUUGCAGACAAAAUAUCGCCAAGAGAUCAAAAAUUUGAUGGAUCUUUACAAAAAAUACCAACUUCAGCGGGAAAUGGAUGAAUUGGACAAAAUGUUUGCAACUGUCUCUCUUUAA
Molecule: messenger RNA, 403 nt
Organism: Caenorhabditis angaria
Lineage: Eukaryota; Metazoa; Nematoda; Chromadorea; Rhabditida; Rhabditidae
Source: the annotation of a GenBank genome assembly